GCCUGGUCAGGAUUCAUUUAGAGCAAUAGUGCACAAAACACAUCUUCGUCGAGAUUUAAUAAAGUGCAUAAACUGCGAAAGUACGCUGAAAAUUGUCUGGUAAAAUCCUUGUGCAAGGCUGCGCUAUGUUGCAUUAAGCACACCAUUUACCGUUUACUUGCCGCUAUGUUUUUCACCUUUAGUUUGCUGCACUAAAACACCACUUUUUGCAAAAAAUCGAUGCAAAAUUGCGGAAAAGUCGACUCCGGUUUGGCUCAGUUUGGGUCUCAUCACCAUCGGUAUUUACAAUGUUAAUUAGCGGUGGUUCAGGCCGAACAAUGUCCCAUUAAAAUGCCGGAUUACAACAAUUAAAAAAUGCUUAUACAAGGUAACUAGCAACAAAUGGGAAAUAAACAACCGUAGUUUGAAGUCGGCGAUUGAACAAACGUAUCAGGUUACGGAAAACUGAAAAUCACUUGAAAAAUCCCAGUGUGUUUACGAAGUUGCUGAUUUUAUCGUUACGGUCGUUGGCUCAAUUUGCUGGUUUUGUGAUAAUUGACAUGGUUUUGAUUGCAAUCGCUUCUAUAUAGACUGGGCGCAGUCGUAAGAUGAAGCUGCUUUGGAAGAAUUUGGGAUGCUGUGGAAAAGUGUCGACUUUCCAACGGUUCCUGCCGCAAAUAAUCGCCGUUAUCAUCAAAAACUCGUCGCUAUUUGUCUAUGGAACCACCAUGGGGAUGCCCACUAUUCUAAUCCCGGCUCUAUCGGGAAAUAAUCAAGAUGAAUCCCUGUCGAUGGAUGAAACAGGGAUAUCUUGGAUAGCUUCCAUGAGCAACUUGUGCGUGCCACUCGGCUGCCUGCUGUCCGGACAAGUGGCGCAGAAAAUAGGGAGGAAAAGAGCCCUUCAGGCGGUAAACGUGCCCUUUUCCGUGGCCUUUGCAUUGUUCUACUUUGCCUCCAAACCUUGGCAGAUUCUGUUCGGCUUGAGCCUUACUGGCACUGCUGGAGGAAUUGCAGAGUCACCAGGCGUCAGCUAUUCAGCAGAAGUCUCCGAACCGAUUCUGCGUGGAGGUUUAACCUCCAGCGGCACUCUGUUUAUUUCAAUGGGGAUUUUGUUCUCGUUCAUUGGAGGCACCUUCUUCCACUGGAGGACGCUGGCGUUGAUCAAUGCGGUGAUUCCAUUGGUCAGCACGGUCCUGCUGAUGCUGAUCCCUGAAACGCCCUAUUGGCUGGUCUCGAAGAAUCGUAUGGAAGAGGCGCAGAAAAGCCUUGCGUGGCUCAGAGGUUGGACCAGCACGGAGCAGGUGGAGAAGGAGUUUCAGGAAAUCCGCAAGAGCAUCGAGGUGAGCGCGCAGGAGGACUCCAACCGGACCUGGAGGAGCAACCUCCAGCUCUACAUGGAGGGGCGAUUCAUCAAGCCCUUCCUGCUGAUCGCCCUCACUUUUGUGACCGCUUAUUUCGGGCUGACGCCCGUUACUGCUUACGCAGUGGAGAUCUUCAAUCUCCUGCAGGUUCCCCUCAGCUCCUAUUACGCUACAGUGCUGAUGGGGAGCUUGAACCUGAUUGCCACCAUCCUAUGCGCCAUCAUCCUCAGAUUCUUCGGGAAGCGACUCUUGGCCUUCAUAGCCUUAAGUGGCGUCAGCCUUUGCUUCAUUAUCACCGCCAGCUACUGCUUCCUCAACGACAUUUACUUCUUCAGCAGCUCAGCUGCCGCGUCCACCUCCUCUUGGAUACCGAUGGUUGCUUUGAUGGGAAUGGGCUUCUUCAGCUACCUGGUUGUUUUCGGGCUGCCCUGGAUCUUAAUGGGCGAAAUCUACCACAACGAAAUCCGCGAUACGGCCACCGGAUUAUCAGCCGCCAUUGGAUACUUGAUAGGGUUUCUGGCCAGUAAAACGUUCCAGCAGAUGGUCAGUGCCGUCACUUUGCCGGGAGUUUUUCUGUUCUACAGUGGCGUGGCAGUGGGCGGCAUUCUGGCCCUGUAUUUUCUGCUGCCGGAAACCGAAGGAAAAAGUCUGGCGGAAUGUUGCCAGCACUACAGUGGCGGCAGCAAGCUGGAUAACAGGGUGUGCAGAAACAGGGGGACAGACAAGGAGAAUGAGCACGGAGUGUGAGGUGGAGCGGGCGGAGGAACUUGAGGAAGAAAUGAGCCUUGAAAAUUACCCGAUCUUCCUACCGCUGGCUUAAGAUUAGUUGGUUGAUUUAUGUGGGCAAUUUUCUGGUGUAUUUUAAUAAAACUUUCUGACGUU
Molecule: messenger RNA, 2222 nt
Organism: Dendroctonus ponderosae (mountain pine beetle)
Lineage: Eukaryota; Metazoa; Arthropoda; Insecta; Coleoptera; Curculionidae
Product: facilitated trehalose transporter Tret1
Exons: 5
Coding region: 588-2087 (499 amino acids)
Biological process (GO): transmembrane transport
Cellular component (GO): membrane
Molecular function (GO): transmembrane transporter activity
Source: RefSeq, a predicted model, not a curated record